This is a messenger RNA of Candoia aspera, 3849 nucleotides long. RefSeq names its product calponin 2 (gene CNN2). The record is from RefSeq and is a predicted model, not a curated record. Gene Ontology annotation, molecular function: actin filament binding. The transcript has 7 exons. NCBI's taxonomy places the organism in Eukaryota, Metazoa, Chordata, Lepidosauria, Squamata, Candoiidae. The coding region runs from base 54 to 965 and encodes 303 amino acids. Gene Ontology annotation, cellular component: actin cytoskeleton; focal adhesion. Gene Ontology annotation, biological process: actomyosin structure organization; actin filament organization.
GGUCUCGAGCGCGUCUCGCCUUCGUCGGAGAUCCCGUCCUGUUCCGGAAGAGGAUGAGCAGUAACCAGUUCAACAAGGGUCCCAGCUACGGCUUGUCUGCGGAAGUCAGAAAUCGGCUUGCCCAGAAAUAUGACCCACAGAAGGAAGCAGAGUUACGGGUAUGGAUAGAAAACCUCACAGGGAGGCAGAUUGGCCCUGAUUUCCAGAAGGGUCUGAAAGAUGGCGUCAUACUUUGCGAAUUAAUAAACAAACUACAGCCUGGUUCAGUAAAGAAGAUCAACACCUCCGCUCUCAACUGGCAUCAGCUGGAGAAUCUCUCCAACUUUAUCAAGGCCCUAAUUAGCUAUGGCUUGAAGCCCGUCGAUCUGUUUGAGGCCAACGAUCUGUACGAGAGUGGAAACAUGACACAAGUGCAGGUGUCACUCCUUGCUUUGGCAAGCAUGGCGAAAACAAAAGGGAUUGCAAGUGGGAUGGACAUCGGGGUGAGAUAUUCAGAGAAACAGGAGAGAUCCUUUGACGAUGCAAAACUCAAGGCUGGACAUUGUGUCAUUGGCCUGCAGAUGGGCACCAACAAGUGUGCUAGCCAGUCAGGAAUGACCGCCUAUGGAACCAGGAGGCAUCUCUAUGACCCUAAGAACCAGAUACUACCUCCAAUGGACCAUUCGACCAUUAGUUUGCAAAUGGGUACCAAUAAGUGUGCCAGCCAGGUGGGCAUGACAGCGCCAGGAACCCGCCGGCACAUCUAUGAUUCCAAGCUGGGCACCGAUAAAUGCGAUGACAGUUCCAUGUCCCUCCAGAUGGGGUACAACCAGGGGGCCAACCAGAGUGGUCAGGUGUUUGGUUUGGGCCGCCAAAUCUAUGACCCCAAGUAUUGCCCCCAAGGCAACCCUGGGGAGGUGGCCAACACCACCUCAAACGAGGACCAGAACUCAGCCAACUAUUAUUACUAUCAGGAGGACCAGUGAGCUGGAUUUAUUCUCUCCCUCACCCUCUUUUUUCUUCUUUUCCUAAACCACCACUGGGCAAUUCCUGGCAAAGUCCAGCAAUACUGCAGUGUAUGUAUUUUUAACCUUUUAAAAGGGAAAAAAGAGUUGUCCAAGCUACAUUUCCCUUCUACCCCCCCCCCAAGGAUAGGAAAAAAUAAAGGUGUUCAUCCUUUUUUUAAAAAAAAGAAAUAGAGUACAGCUGAUCCUUAAGAUUACAAGGGUCAGAGGAAAGGCUGUGGAAACAUCCCCUGUCGCCCAAACUUACCUCUAGAUACUGGAAGUAAUAAACUCUGUGUAAAGAUGUAGUUUUGAUUUUACACUUUUAAAAAAUCAACACUUUUACAUCCUGGACAAAUUAUUUAAAUUAUACAUGUGCAUGUGGAGAGGGUUGCAAAAUUUAACCUGGUGUUACCAGAUACAGGAAGCAAUUUCUGAAGCCUGAAAAAUCGCUUUUUACAGCUGUAAUUGGACACAGUGCCUAGUUAGGAUUUUUUAGACCAUGGUUUGUUGAACAAGCCAGAGAUCACUGGAAACCUAAUGUUCCUGCUUCUGGCCUGUAUAGCUUGCAUUGCCUGAGUGAAAUUUGGUAUGGUUGGUUUCUGUGGACUUCGUAUAAUGCCCCACCCCACCCCAUUGCGGCCUUAGCCUGCUUCUUCCAAGUGUCAUAAGGAGAUGUUGAAGGAGAAAUAAAAUCUCUUCCUUCCCAACAACCAGAAAUUUUUCUUGGUUCCCACUUAGUCCUGCACAGAAUUUUCCCUGUUCAAUUUCGGGCCAAUCAGAGUAGCUGAUACCUGGCUGGAUGGACCAAUAACAAGGCACCUUCACUUCCCCAUACUUCCAGUUGUGCUUUCACACCCAUGAGAUCCAGAAAUGGGAGGAGACUUCUUUCUUCCUGCGCUCAAUGGGAAUUACGCUGGUUACCUUUUCAUACUCUGCGAGGUGAGCACAUCUAGGCUACAGAAAUCCAGACAACAGCUAGAUGACGGCAGAUACAUACUGGAAACUCAAUUUUUGCUGCAGUCUAACUGCUGUCCAGAUUUGCAGCCCUGGAAUUGGGUUGCAAAGUAAACCAGAAGCCUUCAUGGCUGAAACAAAAUCAUGUAAUGGACAUUUAUAGGCAUUUGAUUAGAGCGCUGAAAUGUUCCUUAACAAAGAAUAUUUCCCUCAUAUUAAAUGGCUAUGCUGCCUUCACCAGCCUGGUGGCUAUUGGAUAUGUUGGAUUAUGAACCCCAUCCCCCCACACUUCAGUUCCCAGCCAGCACUGUUUGGGAAUUCCAUAAAUUGCAGUCUAACAAUCUAGGCUGGUAGAAAAUGGUGCUAAAGGUAUAAAAGUGGAAUGUGAAGAGAAGGCUGGCAGCUGCCUAGCAGAGAAUAGAAGCUUUGUUACCUUAAACUAGUUUGGUGGACCAAACCUAAUUUGCUUUCCAGAAUAUUUCCAUAAUUCUGUCUAGAAGCUUGGCAUUUUUUGAUUCUCACCAUUUUUUCCCCUCUUUGGAAUCUGUAUCCAAUUUUUGAUCAAAGCUGAUGAAGCAUAGGAAGUGGAUGCUAGUUAUAAUCAUUUUUUCUUAUGGCACUUAAAUUGUAAUGGGUUCUCUGGUUUAAUUCAUCCUCGUUCUGAUGCUACAAAAAGGAGUUUGAAACCUCUCUCCAUUGUCUGCUCUGAUAUUCAGUUACAUCAAAUCUAUUUGCCCUUCUGGGAGCAAAUGAUUGACACCUUUUUCAAAAGCUAGCUACUUACUGGUGUCACAGGGAUGAUGCUGGAUUAAUUUUUUAAAAAUAUUUCUUGUACUGGAAGACUAGCAAUGUGUAGCUGUCUGUCUUCAUCAUUUUUAAGAUUUGAUUCUGCAAGGGUCACUGUUACGCGCGCUAUGUCCAUAGGGAUGUAGCGAUUUCACAUUGCAGGGGAGGGGGUGUCUAACCUGUUGAGGUCUAGGAGCUUGAAAAAAGCUUUCAGAAGUCGAGUCCUGUUUUUCUCCUCUGCCCCCUCCUCUGUUUGAUAGGGCUUAAUAUUUUUUUCUGCUGCUAUACAACAGAUCAAGGGACCAUGACUUUUCCUUAUGCCAAAGUAAAGCUUUUAAGUCUGUCUAAGUAUCUACAUAGUACAUAAAGCUUUCUUAGCAGAAAUGAAUUGGGUGCCUAUCCUAGGUUUUAGCCCAUGCAGAGAGAGACCGAAUUUACGUAACAUGUUAAGCUGAACAUGUAGUGCUUGGUGAAGCAUUGCUAACUGUGCCGUUGCUUGCAAACACGGAAGUUAUUCAGAACUUAGUAAUUAACUCUGGGAGUUAUCUUUCUCCAUAGCAGCUUUGUGGGAGGAUAAAAUUCAAUGCAUUUGGGGCUCCAAGAGUGGGAUUGGAAGCAUUGGGCCAAUUGAUUACACAACUGGACACCAUAUUAAGGGGGAAUCUGGUCUACAGGCUUCUUUGAUCAAGCCUACCUCUGGUUUCAUAGGGAUUGCUAGCUGAUGCAUCAAUCAAGAGGUAGAAGUGGCUCUAGUCCACAUACUUUUUUCUCAGAAUUUAGGCUUUGAAGAUGCCACAAGGCUCUUGGCCGUGAGCAGUGUCAGUGCAUGGUCUCUGGCAUUUGACUUGCCCAGAGGUGCAUUUUGUUAAUGAAGGUAUUUAAAUCUCUUAAAAGCCUUUAUUUUAACCCAGCUUUCCUCUAUUUUAAUUAUCCAUGUUCUUCCUUUUAAAUAAAAAACUGGAUCUGCUCUUCUGUAACCAUAUGGAUGGAGCUAUGUACAUUUCUCUGGCAGAAAAACUGAGGCAGAAAGCUGUCUCGCCUGAGAAAUAGCAGUAGGACUGAUGGACAAAAUGUGAACCUGCAAUAUUUGAAUUUAAACAAUUAAAGGGCUUCAAAAGCAAAA